UCACUUUGGUGGGCAGUUCUCCGUCUCGGUUUUCACUCUUGAUUAUAAAGGAGGAGUUUGCAGCAUAGAGGCGCUUACACCCCAACUGGCCUGAAUAAACUCUUUAAGUCCUCUGGCAGAGAGUGUGUGUGAUCCGGGACAGUAGACUGGCCUCACAGACGGUUUGAUUUGGGCAAAAGGACGAGCUGAUUAAAAAAAAAAAAAUCUGGCACCAUGGCUGUGGCUGGCUGCACGAAAUGCAUAAAAUAUAUGUUAUUUUUCUUUAAUUUUAUUUUCUGGCUGGCCGGAGGCGUGAUCUUAGGAGUGGCCCUGUAUCUCCGCCAUGACAGUCAAACCAGCAACCUCCUCAUACUUCAGUUUGAAGGCCACCAGGCACCGGGCACCUUCUAUAUCAGUGUGUACAUACUGAUAGCAGUCGGGGCUGUGAUGAUGCUCGUGGGCUUCCUUGGAUGUUACGGUGCCAUUCAGGAAUCUCAGUGCCUGCUGGGAACAUUCUUCUUCUUUUUGGUGAUCCUCUUCGCUUGUGAGGUGGCUGCAGCAAUCUGGGGCUUCAUGAACAGGGACACAAUCUCCAAAGAACUGAUCAACUUCUACGACUCUGCGUACAUCAAGGCUGUGGACGUCUCAGGGUCUCCCAGUAAAGACUCUGCCAUCAAAGUGCUGGAUGUUUUCCACACCACGCUUGACUGCUGUGGUAAAGGAGAUGACACCCCUCUCUUCACGCAAGUCGCCGGCACUUUGUGUCCCAGACAAAAUCUAGCAGAGCUUGGAAGAUCUCUGAGCUGUCACGAUAAACUGAUCGAGCUGUUCUCCGAGAAGCUCUACCUGAUUGGUCUGGCUGCUUUGGUGGUUGCCGUCAUCAUGAUCUUCGAGAUGAUCUUCACCAUGGUGCUCUGUUGUGGGAUCCGUAACAGCCCUGGGGUAUACUAGGAGCCGCAUCAAUCCACCAGCCUGUGAUGGAGUUAUUUUAUUAUGUGUUUCUAUGCAUCAGCUCCACUUCUUUAUGAUUAUAACAGAACAAGAUGGAUAUCUCUCUUUUUAUUUUAGACUAGAAAACACAGCUUGUUUUUAAUAUUGCUAAUAACACUCUAUAUUUCUUAAACAAUAAUUUAGCUUCUACAAGUCGGAUGCUCUUUAUUUAUCAUACAACACUUACAACACAUAUGAAUAUUUUAUACAUACAGUGUUGUGAAAUAUUUCUCUGAAGUCAUUGAACGUAAUGCUGUUUUUAUGGAUGUAUAAAUUGUGUAUAUACUUGUCAUAUGUUUAAUAACAUUUAGGAGAGUCCAUGUAUUCCCCGUUGAUUGUUCGUGAUGCAUCUCGCUGCAGUGUUACAGUGUUAUAUUAUAAUUUAAGCAGCAGGGUUUCAUAGGUCUUAAGUAAUGUACUGUCUUACUCUAAUGAUUAUCAGGAUGACGAGUUAGCCUGUGUGUUUUUUAGUCGACUGUGUCUCUUCUUUGUGCCUAAUGAACCACCUUCAUGCUGUCUUUCCUUUAUUAACUUGUGAAACACCCAUCUUUAAGUAAUGAUAAAACAAAUAUCUUACUAAGCCUGUAUUAAUAUGCUAAUAAACGAUGUCCCCAUUCUUUUUUUGGUGGAGCAUACACUA
Molecule: messenger RNA, 1609 nt
Organism: Larimichthys crocea (large yellow croaker)
Lineage: Eukaryota; Metazoa; Chordata; Actinopteri; Sciaenidae
Product: CD81 antigen
Exons: 8
Coding region: 214-930 (238 amino acids)
Cellular component (GO): plasma membrane
Source: RefSeq, a predicted model, not a curated record